GUGGAGGGCGGCUGCCGCGUGAAGCCUAACUUAUACGACUCUGGCGUCGGUGGCUACCGAUGCCGGGGGCUAUUAUCUGUCGUCGCCGAUUUUUUUCGUCGUCUUGGCUGGCUCCCCGGGUGCGCACGCACGCGCUCUUACGUCGUGUGUUCUUGGAUUUUGGGACUUUGCUCGCAUCAUCGUAUCUGGUCUCCGUCGUGUCGAUCUCCCCCUACUCCUUCAUCCCUAUAUACUACCUUGUCCCCGCUGCCGUUUCUGCUUUUGUUGGCCGGGGACGUAUUCCGCCCGCCGAGGUUCUUCGUUCUCGCUCACCUCCCUCUUGCCAUCCGCCUUCCCCUUUCGCUCCUCCUUCUCUUUCUGCUAUCUGUGCAUUUUUAUUGUGGGCGUCUUGCCGGUGUACGCUGUUGGGCUGCUUCCCGUCUAUAUUAUACAACGUAUACUGCAUACCCAACACUACCCCCCAAUACUGCCCACCCACCGGGAUCUCGCCACUGCCGUUCUCUUCUCGAGGCGGCAGACUGUACAUACAAGAUAUCUGGCGACACCCGGUGGUCUUUCCGCCCCACACCACACCACUACCACGCUCCUUAACUCCCGACCCAGAAUCCAAAUCCCUUGUUGUCCUAGUUCGUAUAUAUACAAGAACGACUUAGAGUCGUGCCUCUCGAUCCCACCGACCCGCCUCGGUUCGUGCCCGGGCUCUCCGUCGUCCGCGGGGGAGAGUCGCUGGGUGCGAUGUGUCCAACAGCUACGUGUUCCCGUUCCGGUUCCUCUUGUCUCCUAUUUCCA
This is a messenger RNA of Rhodofomes roseus, 789 nucleotides long. RefSeq lists its product as uncharacterized. Lineage: Eukaryota; Fungi; Basidiomycota; Agaricomycetes; Polyporales; Fomitopsidaceae. The transcript is spliced from 3 exons. Bases 60 to 653 code for a protein of 197 amino acids. The record is from RefSeq and is a predicted model, not a curated record.